Cuscuta campestris is the source of this 2057-nucleotide messenger RNA. Lineage: Eukaryota; Viridiplantae; Streptophyta; Magnoliopsida; Solanales; Convolvulaceae. The record is from the annotation of a GenBank genome assembly.
GUACAAAUAUUACAGCACAGAGUACACCAAUUGCUCUAUAUUUAGUCUUUGCUUUCCCUUCACUCUCCCUAAUUCCCUAUUAUAAAUCCUACCCUCCGUUUGUUGAAUCUUUCUUCAAAAAGGGGUCUUCUGGUAUGGGGCUGUCAUUUUCAUGCCCACUUGCAGCAUUCAGUGACCCAGAGAAUGGGCUUGAAUCAGUCAUUGUUAAGUCAAUAGACUUUGGGAAAAAUGAGGAGAUCACUGAAUUUAGGUCUGUUAGCUUCAAUGCCCACAACCCAGAACCACCAAUCCCGAAACCGGUUCGGUCCGGUUCGAUCGGAUUCAUGAUCCGAGACGGCAAUGUGGCGAAGGGGACAGGGGUAAAAGAGUCUUUUACGUGUACCGACAACCCCGAGCACGAGGCGGCAGCAAUAAAGCUGCAAAAAGUGUACAAGAGCUUCAGGACCAGGAGGAAGCUGGCAGACUGUGCAGUCCUGAUCGAGCACAGCUGGUGGAAGCUCUUGGACUUUGCCGAGCUGAAGCACAGCUCGAUCUCGUUUUUCCAUAUGGAAAAACACGAGUCUGCCAGCUCCCGCUGGUCCCGGGCCCGCACCCGGGCUGCCAAGGUAGGUAAAGGGUUGUCAAAGAAUGGAAAAGCCCAAAAGCUUGCCUUACAACACUGGCUUGAAGCAAUCGAUCCGAGACAUCGCUACGGACACAACCUCCACAUCUAUUAUGUGCAGUGGCUGCAUUCUCAAAGCAAUGAGCCCUUCUUCUACUGGCUGGAUAUAGGCGAGGGGAAGGACGUUAACCUCGUCGAUAAAUGCCCUCGGGGGAAACUUCAGCAACAGUGCAUUAAAUACCUCGGGCCGAUGGAACGAAAGGCGUACGAGGUAGAAGUGGAAGAAGGGAAGCUCAUGUACAAGAAAACUAGGGAACUUGUUGACACAGAUGAUUUAAAAGGUGUCAAGUGGAUAUUUGUACUUAGUACUUCCAAAACAUUAUAUAUCGGGAAGAAGACGAAAGGCGCGUUUCAACACUCGAGUUUCUUGGCUGGAGGGGCCACAUUGGCCGCGGGGAGGAUAGUUGUCGAGAAUGGAAUCUUGAAGGCUGUUUGGCCCCACAGCGGACACUAUCGCCCGACGCCAGAAAAUUUCCAAGAUUUCAUCUCGUUUCUCAAGGAGAACGACAUUGAUCUCACAAACAUUAAGCUCGAAUGCACUGAGGAAGAAGAACAAGAAUCAAGCGGCGAGAAGAGUGGCGUAUACUCCUCAAACAACUCAUCCGAGGAAGACGAUCUUCCCGAAAACGAGCCAAUAAAAACCGAAAUUUCUGCAACACUAGAGGAUCCGAAGUUGACUGAACUCGAAAUCCCAGACAAAAGUGACUUCUUGGAGAGAUUAAAUAGUAAAUCUCCACCGAAUGGGUACGAAUCGACAGGAGAAGAAGAAGAAGAAGAAAAGCGAACAACGGUUCCUGAAGAAUCAAUCUUGCGUCGGAUCAACUCCCAUAAAGGGGCAAAAUCGUACCAGCUAGGAAACCAGCUCUCCUGCAAAUGGAGCAGCGGGGUGGGCCCGAGGAUCGGAUGCGUGAGGGACUACCCUUCGCAGCUCCAGUCCCACGCGUUGGGAGAAGUCGCGCUGUCCCCUAAGAGUGCUAACCGGUUAAGGGCAGGUGCCCUUAACCGGGUAGCCUCUUGCAGCUUAUCUCCUAUGGGAAACAGGAAGAAUGUGUCUCACAAACUCAGCUGCCUCUCAAGAAGGCAUUCAUCUCCACUGUCUAAAGACACACUGAUAAUGACCUCAUAAUUGCUGCUAAAGUUCAUUACUUUUAGUUUGUGAAUGGGAAAAAUGACACUUUAAUCCUCACUUUUUCAUGUAAAGGAAUUCUUUUAUUCUUUUUUUUCUCUCUGUUCUUUCAAUUCUGACAUACAUAGUUUGUGUCACCUAAUGGCAUAAAAGAUGUAAACUUUUUUUUCCUUUGUUUUUUUUAGAGUUAAUAUUGUAGUAUCCCCAUGAGAAUUGAGGGGGAAAGAUAAUGUAUGAGUUGCAGAAAUAUAAUGAAAGUUCCUUCAUUUC